Fimicolochytrium jonesii is the source of this 1431-nucleotide messenger RNA. RefSeq names its product NECAP endocytosis associated 2. The coding region runs from base 247 to 1062 and encodes 271 amino acids. Gene Ontology annotation, biological process: endocytosis. The record is from RefSeq and is a predicted model, not a curated record. Lineage: Eukaryota; Fungi; Chytridiomycota; Chytridiomycetes; Spizellomycetales; Powellomycetaceae. Gene Ontology annotation, cellular component: clathrin vesicle coat; membrane. The transcript is spliced from 6 exons.
GAGCCUCGACGCGCUUCUCGUCUCUCUUUCCACUCUCUUUCCACUCUCUUUCCAGCUUUCCCAACUAUUUCCCAACGCUUCUUCACCACGUCGUGCCAAGUUGCAGUGGUGCACUCACCCACUCAAAUAUAACGUCAUAUUGCCUCUACGACGGACGUGGCAACUGCUCCGUAUCUGCUACAGCAACAUCGUCGGCGCAUACACUGCGCACUACCAUAACUUCACCUCGGAGACAGCAAGGCCAAGAUGGCGGACGACUAUGAAAGCGUAUUGCUAGUGAUAAAGGAGGUCAUGGUUUAUAGAGUUCCGCCGCGACAGACUUCCCGUGGGUACAGAGCUUCAGAUUGGGAUGAGACGCAACAUCUGUGGUCCGGGCGGCUGCGCAUCACAGCAACAGCCACCAAAGCGACCAUUCGCCUUGAGGAUAGCAAUACAGGGGAGCUGUUCGCAAUAGCACCCUAUGACCCCGCAGGGCAGACGGUCGAGUCCGUGAACGACUCGUCGCGCUACUUUGUCCUGAGGAUUGUGGAUCCUGCCAGCAAGCAGCAUGCAUUCGUUGGCCUAGGGUUCCCGGAACGGGGCUGGGCUUUCGAUUUCAAUGUUGCGUUGCAGGAUUUUUCUUCGAGGCUGAAGAGGGAUUCGACGCCUUCAGCGGCACGUGUUGUGGAAGGUCCGAAGGUCGACUAUAGCUUGAAAGAGGGGCAGACAAUAUCCAUCAACAUAGGGAAUUCAUCAGCGAAGUCUGUCUCGCGGCCGCAGGAGCAACGGACAAAUCCUUCCCUUCCAUUCUUGCCACCCCCACCAUCAGCACAAUCAAAGAGGACCGAAGCGCCAUCAAAUAGUACCGCAUCAGCUUUCGGCACGCCUGCAUCACAGCCUCAGCAGAACAACGAAUGGGCAGAUUUCGUUGGAUUUGGCGCAAGUUCACAACCACAGCCGAGCUCAUCUCAAGCUCCGCCUCUUUUCGAUACGGCGUGGCCAAACACGUCACAACAGCAGCAGGAACAGACGAAGCCGAGCGCAUCAUCGGGAUCUGUGCCCACGUCUUGGACAACAUUUUGAAUCAGUGCGUUGAGCGGGCAAUGAAGGCAUUGUUGUGUGGAAGCUGCUGGAACCCACAAUGCUCGUUUCCAUCCAACGUUCUCGCGUGCGUGCGACGCAUGUAUCAAGGCGGAUUACUAGAGGGACAGGAUGCCAUUGGGGCGUUGGUGGUGAUUGUGCAAGUGGGGCAGCAAAUAGACCAGUAGUGUAGUUUCCCUACGUAAGCAAUCGAUUUUGGGACUCAUUCAGGAGCAAAACUGGUGCAAAGUCCAGGGAGCCUGUACGGAGUGAGAAGCAAUGCAACCGACCUCGCCGUCCAAAGGGAACAUACAAGUCACUCUUGGCGUGAAACCCACCAGAGGACCUUAUUGCGAUGGGAAGCUGCUGUGA